Messenger RNA from Papilio machaon (common yellow swallowtail), 3561 nucleotides. Its product is annotated as Down syndrome cell adhesion molecule-like protein Dscam2. Gene Ontology annotation, biological process: axon guidance; cell-cell adhesion. NCBI's taxonomy places the organism in Eukaryota, Metazoa, Arthropoda, Insecta, Lepidoptera, Papilionidae. Gene Ontology annotation, cellular component: axon; plasma membrane. Gene Ontology annotation, molecular function: protein binding. The coding region runs from base 1 to 3561 and encodes 1186 amino acids. The record is from RefSeq and is a predicted model, not a curated record. The transcript is spliced from 22 exons.
AUGGUCGGAUGCUACCUCUCGGAGCUCUCGCGGCACGAGAGCUGGUGUGACGAGCGCUGGACGUGCGCAGGUCCGCCGGCGGUGCGCGCGCUGGGCGCCGUGCGCGCGGUUGCGGGGGACAACGUCACGCUCUACUGUCCCUACUCCGGAUAUCCGAUCAGCUCGGUGUGGUGGCGGCGGGCGGGGGGCGCGGCGGGCGCGGCGCUGCACCUGCGGCCGGCACGCGCGCGCGACUCUGGUCGCUACACAUGCGGCGUGGCCGCGCCGGAGGGCGCCACUGCAGUCGGCGACAUUGACUUGCAAGUCCGCAAUCCUCCGAAAAUAUCACCGUUCAUGUUUUCGUCGGAGCUGACAGAGGGCAGCGCAGCGCAGGCGCUUUGCGGCGUGUCGGCCGGCGACAAGCCGCUCCACUUCUCUUGGCUUAAAGACGGCCGCCCGCUGCCCGCCGACCUGCAGAUCGAGGAGAAGAGCCUGAACGACUUCUCGCUGCUAGUGUUCCCCGCGCUGACGGCGCGCCACAGCGGCUCCUACACGUGCCGCGUUGCCAAUCACGCGGCCCUCGCCAACUACACCGCCACGCUCAGCGUCAAAGUGGCGCCGGCGUGGGUGACGGAGCCGGCGGACGCGGCCGUGCUGCUGGGUGCACCGCUGCGGCUGGACUGCGCCGCGCGCGGACACCCCACGCCUUCCCUCACCUGGGAAAGGAGACUAGGCGGCGGUGCGGAGGAGGCAGAACGUUGGGAAACCAUCGGCGCAUCGUGGGAGGCGAGCGAGGGCAGUUCCACGGCGUUCCUGUCGGCUUCUGAAGGGGGAGCGGCGGGACCUGUGGGCGCGGUGGGCACGGACUUGGGUAGCGCACACCUAGCAGCGCCGAACGCAACCCGUGACUUGCAGGGCGCCUACCGCUGCACGGCUGACAACGGCGUGGGCGCGCCGUUGAUCAAGGAAGUCAAUAUCGCCGUGCACGAGCCCGCACACUUCGGCGCAGACGCGUCGCCGCGAAACGUGAGCGGCGUGCGCGGCUCGCCCGUGACGCUGGAGUGCGAGGCGCGCGGUGACGCGCCGCUCGCCGUGCAGUGGACGCACCGCGGCGUCAGCCUCCACCUCGACUCCUUCAGGUGUGACUCGCCGACACACCGACACGACUCGGAGACGUCGACACGGUGGACGGUGUCGGAGGCGCGCGCGGCGGGCGGCGUGCGGUCGACGCUGCAGCUGGGUGCCGCGGGGCGCGAGGACGCCGGCGAGUACCGCUGCCGCGCACACAACAACUUCGGCAGCAGCGAGCGGACCAUGUUCCUUCACGUUGAAGAACCUCCUGAAGCACCGAGUUCCAUACAAUUAGCCGGAACGAGUUCGAGGUGGAUCCGUGUGCGGUGGCGGGCUCGGGUUUUGGGGGGUACGGGGCCUGCGGGGGAGGUACGCUACUGGGCGGAGUGCACGCCGUUGCGAGGGGACGUCGCACCUUCGCUCAACUUGACCCUAGACGCGGAAGAGGAAGGCGGACCUGACUCUCAAGGAUACCGCUCGCUGAGCGCCCUAGUGGCGGGCGUACGCCCCGCGGCCGCCUACGCAGUGCGUGUGUUGGCCGCCAACCGCGUGGGCCGCUCGCCGCGCUCCGAGCCCUUGCUCGUCACCACGCUGGAUGAAGCGCCGAGCGGGCCGCCACAGAACUUGCGCGUACGCCCGGUUGGCACGCGGGAGCUGCACGUCUCCUGGUCGGCCCCAGCGCAGCACACAUGGAACGGCGAGCUGGUCGGGUACGCGGUGUGGUGGCGCGUGGCGGCAAGCCCGAGGGUCGUGGACGGCGUAGAGGGCGCUGCGGUCGCAGGGGUUGAGCAGAGGGCGGGACUGAGUGCGGGGCGGAGCGUGGUACGCGGCUGGGGCGGCGCUGAGAUGCGCGUGCGCGGCCUGCACGAGUUUACGCGCUACGAGGUCACGGUGCGCGCGUUUAACGCUGCCGGUGUGGGCCCGCCCUCGCAAUUCGUGUACGCUACUACUGCGGAUGGAGUGCCCGAGACGGCACCGGGCGACUUAUGGUGCACUGCGGAAAGUGCGCGGGCUCUGCGCGUGCGCUGGACGCCACCAUCUGCGCCUUCGGCGGCGCCCAGCGGCUACGACGUGCUCUACGCGCCGGUUCACAACACACCCUCGUGGAGCGGAGCGGGCGCGGAACUCACACUGGGCGGCGUGAGUGGCGGUGCGCGUGAGGCGCUGCUGGCAGGCCUGCGCGCGCGCACCAAUUACAGCGUGCGCGUGCGAGCGCGCGCGGCCCCCGGUCCCGGCCCGCCCUCCACGCCGCGCCUUUGUGCCACGCUGGAAGACGUGCCGGGCGCGGUGGCGACGCUGCGCGCCGUGGCGGUGUCUGCGAGCGCGGUGCGGGUGUCGUGGGUGGCGCCGCCCGCCGCCGCGCGUCUCACGCACUAUACGCUGCAUGUGCGCGAACUUGGCAGGGUUGGCGGAGAAUGGUCGCAACACGUGGAAAUAUCGAGGAAGGCAAGCAGUUCGGACGCGGUGGUGAAGUGGGGGGAAGAAGAGGAGCAGGAGGAGUGUAGCGUGGAGGUGACGGGGCUUCGCGCGCGCGCUGCCUUCGAGUUCAGGGUGCGUGCGCACGCGGCGGCGGGCGCAGGGCCGGUCAGUCGCGCCGCCGCCGCCAGCACGCCCGCACCUGACGCGCCAAUGAGCGCGCGCAUUUGGUCCCUGUCGCGCGAGGUGUUAGCGUGCGCGGGCGGGACCGUAAGGCUGCGAUGCGCGGCGGUGGGCGCGGCCCCGCUUGCGCGCCGCUGGACGCCGCUGCCGCCCGCGCACACGCUCGUCGACGACGGCGACCUGCUCUUACACAAGGUGGAUUCUGAGGGCAACUACACGUGCUCCGUGCGCAACGCGGCGGGUGCGGACCGCGCCUUACUGGCCGUGGUGCUGCGCCGGCCGCCCGCCGCGCCCGUGCCGCGCCUGCUGCGCGCCGACACGCACGAACUACACCUUGCCUGGGACGAGCCGCCGCGCACCAGGGACCCUGUGCUCGGUUAUAGCGUAUGGUGGCGUCGGUCGUGGGAUGGUGCGGCGGGCGGGCAGGCGGGCGGGCAGGCGGGCGGGCAGGCGGGCGGGCAGGCGGGCGCGGAGUCGCGCAGCACGCGCACGGCGCAUCGCCAGGUGGCACUGCGCGGGCUGGUGUGCGGCGCGCGCUACGCCGUGUGGCUGCACGCGCACAACGCGCUCGGCGCCUCGCCGCCCUCCCACACACUCACACUACGGACCAAAGGCGACAAAUUGAAAGCUCCUUUGGGAAAAGACUUCAUUUGGGCGAACAGUAGCGCGCUGCGGUUGAACCUGGUGGCGUGGGGCGGCGGCGACGUAGUCUGCGCGGCGACGCGCUGGACGUUGGCCGUGGGCACCGCCGACCUCGCCACCGACGGCCAGACGGCUACGGCAACUAACUUAAAACCGGGAACUUGGUAUGAAAUUCGUGUGAGCGCGUUUUCGCCGGCCGGGGAAACGACCGCUGUUUACAGAGCGGCGACUCUCACAUCAAACGGAGGUAACUUCUUAACAAAUAACUAA